AAAUUGGAGUUGAAUUAGACGACACCUGACCCAGCGUGAACCACCUACCCAACCACCCUCGCGGAGAAAAAAAAAGCCACUCCGGUUGUGAGUCAAAUUCCUUUAAAACGUGGCCAUGGGCCGUCUCCGAUUUCAAGAUUGACUCUUGUUCGGAUUUCGCAAUCGGAAAUCGGCGAUCGGUCCACUUAUUGUUCUAGGCAGCUCCGGCAACUCUCAGUUCUGGACUUGUAACUGAAAUGAUGAACGGGAAUCAUAGUGUGGGUGAGUGUUCUAGCUCAACUUCCCUGAGCAGCCAGCAGGAUGUUGAGGAUGACUGCAUGAUCGCCUUUGUACUAUCAGAAGAGUAUGCUCAGUUGGAUGGUGCUGUUGCUAGACGCCUUUCCAACCUGGCACCUAUUCCGCAUAUCCCACGCAUAAAUUCCUACAUCCCCAACAUAAGUGAUGCUAGCUUGGAUCAUCAACGGCUUCUCCAGAGGUUGUAUGUCUAUCGUUUAUGUGAAGUAAAGGUUUCUGGUGAUGGCAAUUGUCAGUUUCGCGCACUUUCAGACCAGAUGUACAAGUCUCCAGAUUAUCACAAGCAUGUCCGGAAAGAGAUUGUUAAACAGCUCAAAGAUUAUCGUUCUCAAUAUGAAGGCUAUGUACCUAUGAGGUACAAACACUAUCGCAAGAAAAUGGCAAAAUCCGGUGAAUGGGGUGAUCAUGUUACCUUACAAGCAGCAGCUGAUAAGUUCGAAGCAAAGAUUUGUCUUUUGACAUCAUUCAGAGAUACUUGCUUCAUUGAAAUUAAGCCUCAAAUCCAGCCACCAAAACGUGAGUUGUGGUUGAGUUUCUGGUCUGAGGUUCAUUACAAUUCAUUAUAUGAAAUCAAAGAUGCUCCAAUUCAACAGAAGCCGAGGAAGAAACACUGGUUGUUCUAGACUUCUCUUAGAAUGUGAUUUGUGAAGUUGGUACGCCACUCACUCAGGAAUGUUCAAAGGUUUUAGUGAUGUGCAUAUGUUCCCUAGACGUUUAAUACUGAUACGAUAUUUGGAUUUCACAAUAUACCUCAUAUAAAGAACAGAAAAAGAAAACACAAUAUAUAUACACUAAUACAUGGCCCCUACUGUUGUAAAUGGUUCAUAGUGUUGGUUUAGAUGUAUUUGUGAUUCUUCUCAACUUUUGCAAGAAUAAAGAAGAGAGAAUAUUAAAAGAAUG
Fragaria vesca subsp. vesca is the source of this 1194-nucleotide messenger RNA. Its product is annotated as OTU domain-containing protein DDB_G0284757-like. Bases 237 to 917 code for a protein of 226 amino acids. The transcript is spliced from 10 exons. NCBI's taxonomy places the organism in Eukaryota, Viridiplantae, Streptophyta, Magnoliopsida, Rosales, Rosaceae. The record is from RefSeq and is a predicted model, not a curated record. Gene Ontology annotation, molecular function: cysteine-type deubiquitinase activity. Gene Ontology annotation, biological process: protein deubiquitination.